AUGUCCUCCAUCGCGGGCCAUCUCGUCCGUCGGGGUACGGAGCUUGCCUCUGCCCACUUCAAGGACCCCGAGAAGAAGCCCGAGCAGAUCUCGGGCGCUCUCGCUGCCUGUUUGGCCCUGACCAUCUUGAUCUUCGGCUUUGCUAUGUGGGCGGUCGAAUAUACGUACGGUGGCGUCGUAGCAACUCUUGCCGCCGUCGAGGACUCCAACCCGGAUGUCUACGUUCGCAUCGAUAACCCCCCCGAGGACCCGACCAAGCCUUUCGACCCCAACGAGCCCGAGCAUGCCGCCCUCUCUCCUCCUCCCCAGCCCGUUACCAGCAAGCUGCGCACUGCCGUCAAGCACCUGCGUGCCCGCGCCGGCUUCUGGUCCCGCUUCCGUGGUCUGUCCAUGUACCUGAGCUAUGGGCUGGCCCGUGGCAUCAUCUCCGGUUUCAUGCCUCUCCCCGCAGGCUCCUUCAUUGGCCAGUUCUUCGUCCAGUCGAUCGUCAGCGUCCUACUGGCUACCUGGCAGAUGGCCUGGGUGCACAUCGUCAUCUCCGAGCCUUCCCCCAAGCGCUUCUACCAGCGCAUUCCUAGCUUCCGUACCUGGAUCAAGAUUGCCCCCGCCGCUGCUCUGGAGGACAUCCUGACUGCCGCUGCUUUCUUCUUCCCCAUGGCCAUUGCCAGCUUUGCCGGUUGGGUCGAGUCCAACGAUGGCAACGAGAGCUCGAUGGUUGUCAUGUGCCGCUACCUGAUGGUGAUGGGUUUCCCUGCCCUGCUCGCCUUUGUGGUCUCCGUCCCCGCUCGCGUGAUCUUUGUCCGUGUCGCUGCCUCGAUGCUGCCCGAGGAGGACGAGACCAUCGUGCCCUUUGACCGCUCCUUCGGCGGCAAGGUUCAGCCCCAGAUUGUCGGUGGUAGCGGCCACAUUGGUCUGCUGGAUGCCUGGACCACCUUUGACUGGGCUGCUCGUGUUCGCUUCGCCAAGGUCCUGGGUAAGACUAUUGCGAUCGAGUUUGCCCUGGGUCUGUUGGCCGGCAUCGUGUUGUUCGCCCAAAUCUUCACCAUGGCUCCCAACGCUGUCCGUCACGGUGAUGCUGCCAAGCCUUCCACCGCUUAA
Messenger RNA from Penicillium cataractarum, 1098 nucleotides. RefSeq lists its product as uncharacterized. NCBI's taxonomy places the organism in Eukaryota, Fungi, Ascomycota, Eurotiomycetes, Eurotiales, Aspergillaceae. The record is from RefSeq and is a predicted model, not a curated record. The transcript has 2 exons. Bases 1 to 1098 code for a protein of 365 amino acids.